Messenger RNA from Gryllus bimaculatus (two-spotted cricket), 3673 nucleotides. The record is from the annotation of a GenBank genome assembly. NCBI's taxonomy places the organism in Eukaryota, Metazoa, Arthropoda, Insecta, Orthoptera, Gryllidae.
AAAAGGGACAUCUGUCCUGGUGCACUGUCAAUAACAGUAACCAAGGCCAUCAUGAAAAAAAAUUAAAAAAUUAAAAGAAGAAAAAAUCGCAAAAUGUGUCAAAAUACAAUGCGGCGAUCAACACCUGUCACUGUGAACUUUUAUAGGACUCGCAAACUGGUUCGAAAUUGGUUAGAAUUGAUCACUGCGUGGCUAAGAAUACACUUACAGUCCUUAUUACGUAGUAUAUCCCAUGAUUAUUUUUACUGCUCUGGAAGCCUUUCUUUCGAGCCCCAGUUGAAGUGGCAAACCAUGUCUAAAACAGAAGACAUGACUGAAGACCGAGAAAAAAAAAUCAAGAUCAACAGUUCGAGCGAUGAGUUAAUGGAUAAAGGACAGAUUGAACGUAAAGGUGAUGUGAAAGUGUCUCUCGGCUCUUCAAAGAAGCGACGUCAUCAGAGGACAUCUGCAUGGAAAGGCGAAUUUGUCAAGAAAACAAUGUCGAGAAAGCGUCAAAGGGAAGAGGAUUUGAAUUCUAACGCAACUCCUCAUACUAGUGCUACACCACCUCUUCAAAUGUCAAUAUUUAAGGCAGCUCCAUUUAGUGAUGAUUUGGAGGCCGUUGCAGAGAGAAAACGUUGUGAUUAUUCACUCAGAAUCUCUUAUAAAAUGGCAAAAUCAGGAAAAGUGACUCGUCCAAUUCGGGUAUAUGCAGAUGGGAUUUAUGAUUUAUUCCAUCAAGGACAUGCCAGACAAUUAAUGCAAGCUAAAAAUGUAUUUCCUAAUGUAUACUUGAUUGUUGGAGUUUGCAAUGAUUCUCUCACGCACAGCAAAAAGGGAAGAACUGUGAUGACGGAAUUAGAACGUUAUGAAGGUGUUCGACACUGUCGCUAUGUGGAUGAAGUUGUUCGAGAUGCACCUUGGGAGCUUGAUGAUGACUUUCUUGAAAAACACAAGAUUGAUUUUGUUGCACAUGAUGAAAUACCAUACAUGACUGAAGAUGGAACUGAUGUAUAUGCAAGACUUAAAGCUAAGGGAAUGUUUGUGGCAACUGAACGAACAGAGGGAGUGUCUACAUCAGACAUAGUAGCAAGAAUUGUUCGGGAUUAUGAUAUCUAUGUGCGAAGAAAUCUUGCCAGAGGAUAUAGUGCAAAGGAUUUGAAUGUGUCUUUCCUGAAUGAGAAGAAAUUCCGCCUACAAAAUAAAAUGGAUGAACUGAAAGAUAAAGGAAAGCGAGUAAUGGAAAAUAUUGGUGAAAAAAAAGUAGAUAUGAUACAGAAGUGGGAAGAAAAGUCACGGGAUUUUAUUGACGCUUUUCUUCUCUUAUUUGGACGUGAAGGUCGGCUGUCACAUAUUUGGAAUGAGGGAAAAGGGCGUCUUAUGCAAGCUCUGUCUCCACCAGCCAGUCCUCAUAGAGAUGGUAGUCCAACGUCUAGUACAAGUAAUCAUGACGGUGAUGAUUUAGCAAGCCCACCACCACCAAAGGCUGGACGUUUUGAAUUUUCUCCUGUUUCAUCAAAAAGAAAUAUGCAGUGUACAAGCAGUACGGCUGAAGAAUAUUCAGACGAUGAAGAUGAUGAGCGACAGUCAAAGUGAAGUUCCUCCAUGCUACGGAACAUGAGUUGUGAGAACAUCGGCUUUUUGCAAUUGCAAGUGCUACAGAAGAAUGAUCUCCAACUCUAAAAUGAAUACAUAGCAAUGUCUGAUAUAGAGCUCAAUUACAUAAAGGUCACACACAAAAAGAAAUCAUAUUUUUAUCUCAAUUCUUUUCAUGUAAACUGAUAAACGUCGUAAGUGCUGGAUGCUUCGUUUUUGUGUUGCAAGCGACUGAUUAUUUGUAAUGUUUGGUGACUGGUGGCAGAAUAAUGUGAACAUUUAAUGUUUGAGUUGUGAAAUAUGGAAGUUGAUUAGUGCAGUACAGUAACUGAACAUGAUAGAAACAAGAUCAUUAGAAAAAUGGGUAAAGAAUUUACUGCACAAAAUAUGGGUAAUUUUUAUUUGAAGAAUUAUGGAACUUUGGUAAAGGUAGGUGAGAUUGUUUUGUAAAUGACGUGAUUUUUGCUUGUUUGACUUUUACUUUUGGUAAAAACGAAAUAAUGAAGACUCAGUCUUAAUAAAACAUAGACUUUAGGAGUAGACAUUCCAAAUAUAUAUUGUUAUGUAUAGUAAACAUUUUCUGUGAGACUUCUGCUUCUGGCUUUGACAUUUAAUAUUGACAAGGAAUUUUCUUACAGUACUGAUGGAUUUUCAAUACAUAUUCAUAAAUGUAUAUUUGGGCAACACAGUGAUGCAAUAUACUAUAUCAUAUUAUGUUUCUUUGUUAAAUUUAACAGAUGUACAGAUGUUAACAUUUUCUUAAUCUAAUAUGAAAUGUUAAAGCAAAUCAACCAUGCCACUUGUUUCAGAUUGUUGUAUCUUCAUUUAGUUUCUUUUUUUCUUGAUUAGGAAAAUAGUCAAUCCCCUUUAACAGAAGCACUUUAAAGUUAAUGAAGGAUAUACUAUUGUUAUUUAUUACUUCGAGAGAUUUAAUUUGUGAAGCUCAGUUCAUAUGUUCAGAUUUAUGCAAUAGACUUGUGAUUAUCUGAGUCCUGGUAAACUGAGGAAGUCAUCAUGAAAAUUACAUCGAAAAGCAGAACAUGGAAGUGUAUAAAUUAUCUACUGUAGUUAUAAAAUACGUGAGUACUUAGUCAUGCCAUCACCAAUUGGAUUCUCUUCUCAAACUUUGUUUGUCUUUACCAUUCAGUUCUAGUUGUCUCUUUGUGACUGCAGUAAGUUUGUUUAUUCAUUUAUAUGGUGUACUGUAAUUUAUUUAUUUAUUUUUUUGCAUCUCAACAGGCAAUUGCCCAACAUUACAGGUUUAUAUAAUAUUUAUAAUUUGAUACUAAAAAUAACAAAUAUAUAAAAAUUAAUUUUGUUAUUUGUUUUGAUUUUUUAAAUAAACUGUGGAUCAUACAAGGAUUUUUGAAUCCAAGGUCCUCAGAUAAUUGCAAGUCUUGUGUCCAUUUUGAUUUCAAAGGUUUUUUUUUUAAUGAAGUGCAAGGCAUCGAAAUUAAUCAACUUGCAAGGGAAGAAGAGAGUUUUUGUUUUAAUUGUGAAAUAUGUUAAUGUGGUGUGCAUACAAAUUUUGUAUAGAUUUUUAAUAAUUUAAAAAACAUGGAAUUUUUUGCACUGAAAAUAGAAUAUUAGAAAAUCAUAUCAUUCAUCAGUAAUAAGCUGAUUCAUGAGUUAUUGGUGCAGUAGCAACAAUUUGAGUUACUAUGAUUAAAAAAUUCUUGAUUAAAGAAGCAUAUUCAUUAUUCAAUAACACUGGCCUGAGAGCAUUUUGCAGAGUGAUAUUGUACAGGUGAUUAAGCCUAAUUUUGAUGUGCUGAAUUAAAAUCUCCAAACCAUUUUUAUAUCCUUUUUUCCAAUGUAGACUGAAAUUUUUCUAUUUCAUAGAAAUUGCUAAUUUGUUACUUUGCUGCCUAUGCUUUUAAAUGCUUGGAAUAAUGUAGGGCUUAACCAAAUCAGCCAAUUCUUAACUUUUGAAAGCUAAUUGUAAACUGUAAAAAACUAAAUAUGCUGUAGGAAAAUAUUUUUUUUUGUUCUGUUUGUUGAAAAUAAAUUUUGCAUUUUGUGCAAAGUGUCCGUCCACUGUUAUUUUUGUCAAUGGUAAAUAUCAGGGUUCAAUAAUAAUAAUAAUAAUAAUUAUAAU